AUGAAGCAUCAUCUCAUGAUUGGCACUUGGACUCCUCCAGGCGCAAUUUUCACCGUCGAAUUCGACGACUCCAAGCUAACCCUCGAGCUCGUGAAGCGGACCGAAAUCCCCCAAGACCAACCAAUAUCAUGGAUGACAUUCGACCACGCACGAAAAAACAUCUACGGAGCAGGCAUGAAGAAAUGGGGCUCAUACACCGUCUCAAGUCCCACAGACAUAAUCCAUCACGCUUCGAUCCCAAUGGGUGGACAUCCCCGAGCAAAUGAUCUCGACACCAAGACCAGAGCGAUAUUCGUGCUGGCCGCAAAGAAAGCCCCGUACUGCGUCUAUGGCAACCCGUUUUACGACCACGCAGGAUUCCUCAAUGUCCAUUCCGUGAAUUCCGAAGGUGGUCUUGACAAGAAUAUUCAGAACGCGCCACUCGACGAGAACUCCGCAAUCCACGGAAUGGUGUUCGAUUCCGAGGAAGAGUAUCUGUACUCGGCUGAUAUGUGGGCCAACAAGAUAUGGUGUCAUAAGAAGAACCCUCAAACCGGCACCCUCUCCCUCAUCGGAUCCACCCCCGCACCCUCCCCAAACGACCAUCCGCGCUGGGUAGAAAUCUCCCCCUCAAACGCCUACCUCUACGUCCUCAUGGAAUCCGGAAACCGUCUCUGCAUCUACAUCAUCGACGAAAAAACCCACCUACCAGUCUACACCCGAACCUCCUACCCCCUAAUCCCGCCGGAAAUGUCCAACCUCUUCCCAAAAAUGUUUCGCUCCGACGUCGUCUUCAAAUCUCAAAGCGGGCAAUACCUCUUCGCCACCUCGCGCUCCAAUUCCCCGAAAUUAACAGGCUACAUCUCUGCCUUCCAACUCGGGAAAGAAGGACAGGUUUUGAGGCAGAUUUGUCUGAAUCCUACGCCGACGAGUGGGGGACAUAGUAAUGCUGUGAGUCCUUGUCCGUGGACGGAUGAGUGGGUGGCGCUUUGUGAUGAUGAGCAAGGGUGGGUGGAGAUUUAUCGUUGGCAUGAGGAGUUUUUGGGACGGGUGGCGCAUAUGGAUGUUAAGGAACCGGGUUUUGGGAUGAAUGCUAUUUGGUAUGAUUAG
Molecule: messenger RNA, 1089 nt
Organism: Pseudocercospora fijiensis CIRAD86
Lineage: Eukaryota; Fungi; Ascomycota; Dothideomycetes; Mycosphaerellales; Mycosphaerellaceae
Exons: 4
Coding region: 1-1089 (362 amino acids)
Molecular function (GO): protein binding; 6-phosphogluconolactonase activity
Source: RefSeq, a predicted model, not a curated record